Molecule: messenger RNA, 2326 nt
Organism: Styela clava
Lineage: Eukaryota; Metazoa; Chordata; Ascidiacea; Stolidobranchia; Styelidae
Source: RefSeq, a predicted model, not a curated record
UCGCUUAUGCUUUUUGGGAACUGAUGCGAUUGUGCUGUACUCUGCACAUUGCAUUACUUUAAGCAAAAUGUCAACUUUGAUUAAAAAAACCUGUGAGAUGUUUUUCUAUUCAUUCAAUUGAAUACUUAGAUCAACGAAGCCAAUAAAAAACUGUCAUAUCUGAAUCAUUUUCACAGAAUAUUACUUUUUGUUUCAUGGCUCAACAUACUGAUAAAGUAUUAUCCUGUAGCUGUAAAGACUAACUUUUCUGCUCUGUAUGUCAGCCGAACCAAAACGUAAAAGGACUGCUAACUCGUUCAAAAAAGAUUGGUUGGAUGAAGCAGUGAUAACGGCAACUCCCACGGCUCAUGAUGAUCAACGUGUAUAUUUACGUGAUGUAUUUGUAUAUGAUGAAAAUGAAGGCAUUAUUACAUGUCUUUAUUGUCAUGAUGCCAUGGUUUCUGGUGAAUUUUCAAAUGGCAAAAAGUGGUACAAUAAUGUAUGGAAGCUUGACUUUUUAAAACGGCAUUUAAAAAGUAAGACCCACCUAUAUGGUGUACAAAAGCUCAGAAACAAGAACCCUUUAUUACCAGCCCAUGGAAUAUUAAAAAUGCUAAGUGAAACCCCAGAGGAACGUAAUCGGAAGCGUGCAUGUAAGGAAGAGAUUGUAAUUCUUAUUGACAACAUUCUAUUGGCAGUAAAGAUGAACAGUUCUUUACUUUCUGUACAAGAUAUCAACGACCACAUGGCUAAGUAUGUUCGAAUACCUGAAAGUUGGCCAAGCAAAAAUUACGCUUUUGAAUUUUUGGAAUCUAUUGAUGUAGUUAUUAGCCAGGAAAUAAUGGAAGAAAUAGCUUCUGCCGAUUUUCACACUCUAACUGUAGAUGAAAGUACAGAUAUAUCCGAAAGCGAAUGUUUGAUUUUAUAUGUUAAAUACAGAGUCUCUUUUGAAUAUAAAACUAGAUUUGGUGGAAUCAUACAACUAAAGUCGUGUGAUGCUUCAUCUAUUGUCACUGCAAUUGAAGAGUUUUACAAAAAAUAUAGACUGGAGCUGGAUAAAAUGGUUAUGUUUACAUCCGAUGGUGCAGCAGUAAUGCUAGGUAGAAGAAAUGGUGUGGCGGCGAAGCUCAAAGAGCGUAUACCACAUUUAGUACAACAACACUGCGUUGCACAUCGGGAAGAUUUGGGCAUAGCUGAUACAUGGAAAGAAGUGAAGCUAUUGCAAGAUAUCGAAACGUUAAUGCGAACUAUUUAUUCCAUGUUUUCUCGUUCUACAAUCAACCGCUGUAAAUUUCAAGAUAUUGCUGCAGCUUGUGAAAACGAAGCGAUUGCUUUUAAACCACUUAAUGAAGUUCGAUGGUUGUCACGUCACUUUGCUCUGCAGGCCAUCAUUAAAAACUAUGAUAGCUUGAUUGCAUAUUUUGAAGAGAUGAAAUCUAAUGACCCAAUUUCUAAAUAUUGUUUUAAAAAAUUAAAAAAUAAUGGAGUUCGUAUAGCUUUGGAAGUUUUAAAUGCGGUUUUUGAGCAACUAGCUGCUUUGUGUAAAAUUUUCCAAAGACAAGGAUUGACACCGAUUGAUGCACAGAAUUUUGCACAUGCAAAAAUAUAUAAACUACGGCAGAAGUAUCUUGGUGACACAACAUUUUGGGGUGAAAGAGUGGAUAAUUUGUUAGCUAGAAUAUCGGAAGAAGAAAUUGCCACUUUUGACUCUGAAGGACUGCUGGAUUUUAUAAGGCUUUUAUGUGAUCAUCUGAUAGAAAGAUUCCCAGAAGGAGAGGUACAAGACUGGGUAGCUUUUGAUUGUGCUGCAUUGAAAUCCCCUUGCUAUACUUUUGGUAUCACCGAAAUUAAAGCUCUGUGUUCUAAAUAUGAGUUUGUUUUGCCAGAACGAAGUAUAAUUAUUGAUCAAUACACAGAUUUUAAAUACGCAAUAGCUGAAAAAAUUAAGGCUGGAGUUGUUAGCACUUUUGCUGAUUUGAUAAACUUUAUGUUUCAGCAUGAACAGUUUAGAGAAUUGGCAAAGCUUGUAGAUAUCGGUGGGACUUUUCUUGCAUCCAGCGUUGAAUGUGAGCGCGGGUUUAGUUUGAUGAAUUCCAUCAAAACCAAGCUAAGGAACAGACUGGGAGAAAGGCAUUUGGACAUGAUAAUGAGGAUCAAGUCUUAUCAGCGAGAUGGAUGUGUUAUAGACAAGGUGAAGGUUUAUGAAGAAUGGGUCAGCAAUAAGGAUAGACGUGAGAAAGUUGGUCAAUGAAAGUAAAGAAAUACUGUAAAACAUAGGUCCUCGACUCUUUAUAGCAUAUUGUCCCCUGACACGAGAUAGAGCUAACGUUUCUUUUUGAAAAACAUU